CCUGCAGCUGCAGAGCGAGACAGGAGAGUUUGUUUUUGUGAAUGAGCAGUUGUAGCGCGAGGUGGCUGUUGCUUGGUGACGGUGAGGCUCCCCCGGCCCCGCCCAUCCCCCCGUGCAGACGUCACGCGGGGGUGAAGGCGGUUGGGAGGAGAAGUCGCUCGGGAGGAGAAGUCGCUCGAGCGGGGAAGCGGCGGCCGUUAGGAAAAUGGCGCCGUGCGGCCCGGGGCAGACCCCCGUCACUGGUCACCGCCGCCUUCCUGGUGCAGCUGCUGUGUCACGGCCACACCGGCCGGCUGUACAGCAGGCAGGAGCCGGUGACCAUUCUGGAGGCGGAUGGGGUUGAGGGCCUGCUUGGGAACUGGUCGGCCGCCUGGGUGGUGGAGUUCUACUGGUCGUGGGGCGGCCCCUGUGUCAACUAUGGGGCCACCUGGAAGGUACUGGGCCCGGGAGGUGAAAGGGCCACCAGAAGCCUUCUCAGUACUCUACAAGUGACUUCACCAACAUCCUGUACAACUUCAACAUGAUGUUCCAACUCCUUUAUUCAAUGGUGUGAACAAUUAAGGUAAGUGUGCUGAAUGCUUAACAUCAAUCUACAUUUGUCAAUAUAUCAUAUCAGUUGCAUGACACUGUGACCUUUUGCUCUUAACUCCGUGUCUUAUGAUCCUGCUCCACAGCUACCCGAUGAAGGAGCAGCACUCCGAAAGCUAGUGCUUCCAAAUAAAA
This is a messenger RNA of Hemiscyllium ocellatum (epaulette shark), 723 nucleotides long. RefSeq names its product sulfhydryl oxidase 1-like. Bases 42 to 524 code for a protein of 160 amino acids. The record is from RefSeq and is a predicted model, not a curated record. The transcript is spliced from 2 exons. Lineage: Eukaryota; Metazoa; Chordata; Chondrichthyes; Orectolobiformes; Hemiscylliidae.